CACCCGGUUAAUCUGUCACACUGAAAGUUCAAACCGUGAUAGUACACUUCAAGUGCCUGAGCAGAAUGUCCCUUUUGAAAAGAGCCUUCCAGCGUCGCAGCACGCUAGUUCCAAACUCAGGUUCACCAACCUUUCGCGGUGGCCGCGACCCUGGGCCAAAUGACGUGUUCAUUGCUGUGAUGGGUGUCACGGGGUCAGGCAAGAGCUCUUUUAUCUCGAAGUGUUCUGGUCAACCCGUCAAAAUUGGUCAUUCCUUAGAAGCAUGCACAUCUACCGUUGGAGUCUAUGCAUACGAGCUGGCGCCUGACUGCACAGUCUAUCUCAUCGAUACACCUGGGUUUGAUGAUACCAAUAAGAAUGACACUGAGGUUCUCAGAGAGAUUGCUAUGUGGCUUGGGGCGUCUUAUAGAGACGGCAUUCUACUCAGUGGGAUCAUAUACCUCCAUCGUGUUACUGACGUCCGCAUGCAAGGCUCCGCUAUCAGGAAUUUGCUCAUGUUCAAGCAGUUGUGUGGUCGGGAUGCCCUUAAGAAGGUUAUUCUUGUCACAACCAUGUGGGAUAGGGUCUUGAGUGAAGAAGGCAACAAUCGCGAGAAAGAAUUGAAAGAAACGCCGGAUUUCUGGGGGAAGAUGUUGAUCAAUGGUAGUUCCUGUCAUCGUUACCACAACACGGAGGCCUCGGCAAGAGAUAUUGUCCACCGCCUGGCCAACCACAACGCACAGGUAACCCUGGACCUGCAGAGACAGCUGGUGGUCGAGCAACGCACGCUAGAUCAGACCUCGGCCGGCCGGGAACUGCAGGGCGAGUUGCUCAAGGAGAAGACGAAGUGGGCCAAGGAGCGUCGACAGAUCGAGGAGCAGAUGAAAGAGGCAAUAAAACAACGGGAUCGCGAGGCUGAGAAGAUUAUGCGUGAAGAGCGUGAUAAGUACACACGCAUGAUCAAGAAGGUGGAGAACGAUACGGGCACUCUUCGCUAUAACAUGGAAAAUCUCCUUGCCGAACGCGAUCAGCGCGUCGCCCGGAUGGAGAAGCAGAUACAGAAACAAGAAGCUGCCCACGAGGACGAGUUAAGACGACUAAAUGACAGACAGCUGCGGCUCGAAAGGGAGAAAGUGGAGCUGGAGAAAAAAAGAGAGCAAGAGGAUCAGGCUCGGCGUCAGCGUGAGAAGCAAUCUCCACAACAGCCGACCAGACAGGUUCAAAAUCGUAAGCCGACGAACACCUCAUUCUGCCCCCCGUAUUCGGUGGCGAUGCGUGGAAAUCAAUAUGUUUGCUCGAGUAAGAAACAACUGCAGAGGAACGUCACUUACCCGAGCAAUCGGGCUGGCUCGGCGUGGCUAGAAUUCGUCACCCUUGGGACAGAUGGGACGUGGAUCGCUCGCUAUAGUAACGAUUCUUGGUAUAAAAGCUUAGAUAUCGCCCCGGAAUACCCACACCUCAGCGCAAAGAUCGGCUCUCACGGACUUAACAACCUAGAACUUUGUGCUCUUGGACCCGGUCAGACCUAUUUCGCACGGUGGAGAGACAGCACUACUAGUUGGUGGGCGUCAGAAGAUGCCCGCAAUGCUCUGAGCAAAGCCGACAACAAUGCGAAUAAUACUAAAGUCUUCGCUAUGGCUUUUGGAUACGGAGGCUCCUAUAUCAUCUCCUAUGGAAGCGCUUCAAAAACGUUCCAAGAUGACCUGGGCUACAUUCCGAAGUUGAACGGCUGGUACCCGACGCUCAGCCGACUAAUUAACGAGAAUAAGAGUAUGACCAUACUCGCUAUUGCACUCAAUCCACACAAUACGACUGAUUAUAUCAUAAUUUGGAAGCUCAACGAUAACAGACACAGGAUGAAUUGGCUUUCUUCACACAACAAUGGAUUAGAAAGUAUUCGGUCAUGGUGGGAUAAGAGCUGAAAUGUCAGUUGCUAUGUAUUAUAAUUCACUCCUAGGCAUCGGUAGCGAGUCAUCUCCGCAGCCUAGAGGUUGUACUGAUCCACGCUGGCAGGAGAUGCUACUUAUGGGAAGCCCAAUAUACUGCACUCCAAUCCUCUCUCUCUGAGUUGCUUAUACUUUACUCAUAUUAUAAACUCAAUAAAAGUUCAGUUACACGCCGGAAA
This is a messenger RNA of Hyaloscypha bicolor E, 2104 nucleotides long. RefSeq names its product P-loop containing nucleoside triphosphate hydrolase protein. Gene Ontology annotation, molecular function: GTP binding. NCBI's taxonomy places the organism in Eukaryota, Fungi, Ascomycota, Leotiomycetes, Helotiales, Hyaloscyphaceae. The record is from RefSeq and is a predicted model, not a curated record. The coding region runs from base 66 to 1901 and encodes 611 amino acids. The transcript has 7 exons.